AUGCAUCUGACUCCACAGUCGCGAUCGGCGUCAAUCGAAGGGGCGCAGAGCACGCUGGCCGAGCAGUCCCAGCAAACGAGCAUCGCCGGAUCGUAUGGACAAUAUGCCAUGCAGCAGGGACAGCAAACAGGGGCCUAUCAAAAUAUGCAAAGCGACCCUGGGUGGACACAGCGGGUGUUGGAGGAGAUGAAGGACCUGCUACUCUUGCUUAAUGCUCAAGGUCGAAUCACUUAUGCGUCGCCGUCUUGCAAGUCAGUCACCGGUCGCGCGGCAAAACAACUCGAGGGUAGCCUCUUCACCCAAUAUAUACAUGAAGACGAUAAAGGGAUCUUUUUGAGAGACAUGGACGAUGCGGUGGCCAUGAAUCAACCGUUUCGGACUCAUGUGAGGCUACACAAAUCGAACAAUUCGUAUUCUCUGGUGGAAGCCUUCGGUCAUCCGCACAUUGCAAACGAGAAUGACGACGCCGGACGAAGAAACUCGACUAGUCAGGAUCGGUGUACGGGCUUCUUCAUAAUGUGUCGGCCGUAUCCGACGAAGAACUCUCUCCUGCUCGAUUCCUUCCUUGAACACAAGAUUGAGAAUGCACGCUUAGUGCAGCAAAUCGCCAAGCUCCGCCAAGAGGAAGAUGAGGAGGCCAGCUUGUCUCGACUAUCGUACAACAAGAUCGACGAUAAGAUGGUUGACGUACAGUCGGCUGCACAAGGAAGUGGCAGCGACCAAGAAUCCACUGAGACCGUUGCUCCUAACUCGGAUGAAUCCGACGAUGUCCAAGGGGACUACUUUUCUGAGAACGCCCCUCGAACUGGGGGCCUUUCACAUAUCGAAGGCAUCGAGGUAAUGACUGGUCUCUACUACGGCGAUGGCGAGCGAUCCCGAGGGCUGAGUACGGGGGCGCGCCGAGGCCGCCUCAUUCAGUGUGAUAUUGAUAUCACCACUGCAGCCGAUCAAGCUCGCAACGUACAGGAGGGUGACCGGCGCAAAAGACUGAAGGGACAACAUGUCUGUACCGACUGCGGUACGGCUGACUCCCCGGAGUGGCGGAAGGGACCGAGUGGGCCAAAGACGCUGUGUAAUGCGUGCGGCUGUAAGUUGCGAUAUCUCGAUUGUCUCUUUCCGCGACUAUCUGACCCUUGCUCACGUCUACAUUCCCCAACAGUGCGGUGGUCAAAGAAGGAAAAGAAACGACAGGAGUCCACUUGA
This is a messenger RNA of Penicillium diatomitis, 1203 nucleotides long. Its product is annotated as GATA transcription factor LreB. The record is from RefSeq and is a predicted model, not a curated record. Gene Ontology annotation, biological process: regulation of DNA-templated transcription. Bases 1 to 1203 code for a protein of 400 amino acids. Gene Ontology annotation, molecular function: protein binding; sequence-specific DNA binding; zinc ion binding. The transcript has a single exon. Lineage: Eukaryota; Fungi; Ascomycota; Eurotiomycetes; Eurotiales; Aspergillaceae.